Molecule: messenger RNA, 1916 nt
Organism: Lagopus leucura (white-tailed ptarmigan)
Lineage: Eukaryota; Metazoa; Chordata; Aves; Galliformes; Phasianidae
Product: dedicator of cytokinesis protein 9-like
Exons: 5
Biological process (GO): small GTPase-mediated signal transduction; positive regulation of GTPase activity
Molecular function (GO): guanyl-nucleotide exchange factor activity
Source: RefSeq, a predicted model, not a curated record
UUUAAGGUAAAUCCAAAGGAUUUAGAUUCAAAAUAUGCAUACAUUCAGGUUACACAUGUAGUUCCUUACUUUGAAGAAAAAGAGUUGCAAGAAAGGAAAACAGAUUUUGAAAGGACUCAUAACAUUCGUCGCUUUAUGUUUGAGAUGCCUUUCACUCAAGCUGGCAAAAGACAAGGAGGAGUGGAAGAGCAGUGUAAACGACGGACAAUCUUGACAGCUAUACAUUGCUUCCCAUAUGUGAAGAAACGCAUUCCAGUAAUGUACCAGCACCACACCGAUUUAAACCCCAUUGAAGUAGCCAUUGAUGAAAUGAGUAAGAAAGUUGCAGAACUCAGGCAGCUUUGUGCUUCAGCUGAAGUAGAUAUGAUCAAAUUGCAGCUGAAGCUACAAGGGAGUGUCAGUGUUCAGGUUAAUGCUGGUCCAUUAGCAUAUGCACGAGCCUUCUUAGAUGACACGAACACCAAAAGAUACCCAGACAAUAAAGUGAAGCUACUGAAGGAAGUGUUUAGGCAAUUUGUUGAAGCUUGUGGGCAUGCUCUUGGUGUGAAUGAGCGACUUAUAAAGGAAGAUCAGUUGGAAUAUCAAGAAGAAAUGAAAGCCAACUACAGAGAAAUGGCAAAAGAGCUUUCUGAAAUAAUGCAUGAGCAAAUUACUCCGGUUGAAGAAAAGGCCAAUGUUAUGCCCAAUUCGCUACACAUUUUCAACGCCAUCAGUGGAACUCCAACAAGCACAACAGUUCAUGGGAUGCCCAGUUCUUCUUCAGUUGCAUGAUUGUUUUGUAAAGUACGGUGGGGCUUUUUUGUUGGAUUUAGUUUUUUCUUAGGUGUGUGGAUUUGCUUCGUUGUGUGCAGACUCAGGAUGAUUUUGAAGCUAAAUGUUGGGCACAUGCAAGCUGCAUAAUGCAUAAAAAAGUCUGAGCACACUUAGAUAUCAAUGCAGACAGUGAUAAGCAAAUAGCAGUUACUGGUAUAGUCCUUUAGAAUAAGUAAAGGAGGUGCACAUAUAGUUUUUAAUCUUCCUGGUAACACUUAAAAGCAUUCACAGUGUCAUCACAGAAGUGUGUGUUGAGAAAUUAUCAAGUUGAAGUUAAUUUCUGCUUUUCAUUAGAAAGUAUUAUUAAGAUGAAUUGCACAUUACAAAAAGUGUUGUGGGAUGUAAUUUUGCAGAUAUGUAACAUUCAGGUGUUCUUUUUUUGUGUAUGGCACAUAGAGAUUGAUUCCAAGUACAGGAAUUAUUUUGGGACUAGACAGAGACACUAGUUUUUUGGGUUUGAUGAAACUGACAGUAGUAGUUUUUGUACCAUUUGGCAAAUUGUUGUGCUUUAUUUUAUACCUUGUUGCAUUUUGGAAGUAUGUGAGCUUGGAUCUUGAACAACUGAAUACAACCAAAGGUCUGUAUUAAUGAACAUGGAGUUACACUAAACUAUCAGUAGUAGUAAACUGUUAUGUACAUAUUGUUUGUUAAUACAGUCCAUACAGUCUGUACAUAAAUGUAUUACAUUUCUAAGCAUUUUUAAUAUUCAUACCAGCUCUUUUCCUGCUUUCAGGUUAUUGUGAAAAUUUGCUCAUUCCAAGUAUAUGCAGACUUUACUGUUCAUUUAUUCAUGUAUAUAAAUAAGUGCAAUAUAAAGAUGUAUACAGUCUUUGCUAUGUUAGGUUUAUAUGCAGUUAUUAAAAGAAAAAGUACUUUUUUGCCAAAGCGAUGGAGUAUGUAAUUGCUGAUCAUGGUUCCUGUGGUAAAUGGUGGUAUAAUUUAAAGCUUUUUCCAUAUUCUUAUUCUUUUAAGACAUUAAUUUAGUAAUUUUAUAUUUGGGGGAAAUAAAGGUUUUUAAUUUUAUUUAACUGGAAGCACUGUCCUGCUGUAAUUAAACAUUCUGUACUACAUCUAUAUUAAAAGAAAAAAAGUAGUUACUUUUC